Molecule: messenger RNA, 393 nt
Organism: Symbiodinium necroappetens
Lineage: Eukaryota; Dinophyceae; Suessiales; Symbiodiniaceae
Source: the annotation of a GenBank genome assembly
AUGGUGCACGAAUGCGUUCGCGGGAGGCACUUGGUCCUUGGAGCGCUUCGAGCACGGCGAGCACUCCCUGUCCCGGGGCCCGCACAGCUCGCGUCCGCCCAGCGGUGCCGCCGCUUCUCCGACUCCAGGCCAGGCAAAGACAAAGGUACAGGCGACGCCGACGCCGCAUCCCUCACCCUGUUUGAAGGGUCCGUGAGGCGGCCAGGGGAGACGGCGGAUGUCGCUACGGUGAUACGAAACUGGUGGGCCUACCCGGCGGUGGGCUUUGGUGCGAGCCUGGAGCUGCCGGUGCAGAAGUUCGAGGUCCUCGACGCGGAGAAGACCGAGCUAGGCCGGCCGGCGCCCAUCUACAUGUAUUGGGCUGAUGAUAUUGAUAUAUAUAUUUUUUUUUAG